Messenger RNA from Carassius gibelio (silver crucian carp), 1453 nucleotides. Its product is annotated as complexin-4-like. Gene Ontology annotation, cellular component: SNARE complex; terminal bouton. Gene Ontology annotation, biological process: synaptic vesicle exocytosis; neurotransmitter transport; regulation of neurotransmitter secretion. The record is from RefSeq and is a predicted model, not a curated record. NCBI's taxonomy places the organism in Eukaryota, Metazoa, Chordata, Actinopteri, Cypriniformes, Cyprinidae. Bases 360 to 839 code for a protein of 159 amino acids. The transcript is spliced from 3 exons. Gene Ontology annotation, molecular function: syntaxin binding.
AAGUUUUCUCUCUGAUUGUUGUCUACUAUUAAUAUUUUCCUCUAGUUAGAGCUUUUGACUGAUACAUGCAUUUGAGUUCUUUCACUUUUAUUGUGUGGAAGUGAAAGCCACAGCCAUCUGUCUCUCAGUGUAGACGGCCGCAUCUUAAUCCAGAUUAUGGCUGCGGCAUAAACGUGUUUGUUUUUUUUCUCAACAGUGUGUCCUUGAUAACAGACAGGCAGGUCAGUUAGCCUAGCUCCAAUUAGACCACCGACAAUCCAUCUGAGGGACCUCUCUGCUGGAAACUAAGGAAUUUCACCAAAAGAUUUGAGUAAAAUCGUAACUUGACAUCAAUCUAAAGACUCCGACAGAGUGAAAAAAUGGCUUUUUUAAUUAAAAGCAUGGUGGGAAACCCACUGAAGGGAAUGGGAUUUGGAGGAGGAGAGGAGAAGGCUGAGGAGGAGACCCCCAAAGACCCCGCAGCGGCCGCUGGUAUGACUAGAGAAGAAUAUGAGGAGUACCAGAAACAGCUAGUGGAGGAAAAAAUGGAAAGAGAUGCAGACUUCUUGCACAAGAAAGCAGAGAGGGCGACUCUGAGGGUUUGUCUACGAGAAAAAUACAGACUUCCUAAAAGUGAGCAGGACGAUAACAUGAUCCAGAUGGCAGGAGAUGAUGUGGAUGUUCCCGAGGAGCUGCUGAAGAUGGUGGAUGAGGAUGCCACGGAGGAGGAGGAGAAGGACUCCAUCCUGGGGCAGAUGCAGAACUUACAGAACAUGGACAUGGAUCAGAUAAAAGAGAAAGCCAGUGCUACACUGACAGAGAUCAAGUCCAAGGCUGAGGAGAAGUGCUCCGUCAUGUAGUGGUUUAACAAAUUCACACAUCUCUACCAACCACGUCAGGUUUUUGAAAUACAGGUUUUGGUACAAAAACCAGGUCAGGUUUUUGAAAUACAGUUUUGAGAAACUUUCAUUCAUGUAAAACGAAGUCACCCAAGGUUUUAGUUCCCAAAGGCUGCAAGAUCUUCUCUUGCUUGGCUCCAAGUUUUGCUGCUGGACUUUUUCUUUUGUUUGUGUUUGAAUAAAUGAUUAUUGUAGUAAAUUCCUCCAUUUUCCUUUUUUUUUUUUUUUUUUUUUUUGUAUUACCUGUAAUAGUAUAAUAUGCAAUAUUACCUGUAAAUAUAUCUAACAAACAUCUAACUUGAACCUGAGGUGGAGAAUCUCUGUUUAAAUCCCCCUCCUGCUUUUUUGCACAAGGGAUGAGAUGAAUGUGAUGCUGUUAUUUCUUCUUCUUUUUACUUUUCUUUUCUUUUUUUUCUUUUUGACAGCAGACCAUCUAACAUUGAGACAUAUGAUGUUGUAAUGCAAAUUAGGAUUAUUAAGUCAGAAGUUUUUAUGUGAGGUAAAUAGGCAUGAAUAGGAUUGAUGCCUCAUGUGUAAACUGAUUAAACGCAUGAAUAAAACAGUUGAUUGAAAAA